AUGCCAUAAAGGAGCCAUAAUCUGGAUAAGAUGCAUUUAAUUCUUCGCCUUUCUUAAAGAUAGCAACAGCUUAAUCGCUUUUACCUUUAUACAUGCAGGCGUAAGCCUUACCCAUUCUGCUUUAGAUGCAUUUUUCAUCAAAGUCUAAAAUCCUUUAGAAAUUAUUUUGUGCUUCUUCAAAUUAUUUUAGAUAAAUGUAAGAAGAUCCUCUCAAAAGAAUACAGUGUCUUUAUUACUAAGUAAGGUGAUUUUUAUCCUUUGCUGAACGAAUUUGCUCUAAAGUAACUGUUGCAUAUUAUACAGUGUCAUCAUAAAAAUUUUUAUUAUAAAGGAGGGUAGCCAUUUUCUCAAAAAGACUUGGGUUUCUUUUAUUCAUUUGCAUAGAAUACUUAUAUUAAACAAGUGCAUCUUCCUAUCUACCAAACUGAUAGUAAUAAAUAUCUCCUUUAAGCUCAUAUAAUAGUCCAUCAAAUUCAUUUUAUGCUAAUCCUCUAUCUAUAAUGUCUAAGGCAUCAUUGUAUUUACCUCUUUUAAUAUGUAAUUAUGCUAUUGCAGCAUCAAACUUUGAAUUUUUUUCUCCAUAAAUUUAUUUCAAAGUUGUUUAGAACUCUUCUGCCUUUGUAUAGCUAUUUGUAUUCAAAUAAUAAUCGUACUUUGCUUCAACAUAUUCUACAUCUCUCAAGCAUUAUGGAUAUGAUUUCUCUAAUUCCAUGA
Messenger RNA from Tetrahymena thermophila SB210, 714 nucleotides. RefSeq lists its product as hypothetical. The transcript has a single exon. The record is from RefSeq and is a predicted model, not a curated record. NCBI's taxonomy places the organism in Eukaryota, Ciliophora, Oligohymenophorea, Hymenostomatida, Tetrahymenidae.